Messenger RNA from Hyaena hyaena (striped hyena), 3038 nucleotides. RefSeq names its product solute carrier family 6 member 15 (gene SLC6A15). The transcript is spliced from 12 exons. Bases 297 to 2486 code for a protein of 729 amino acids. Gene Ontology annotation, biological process: sodium ion transmembrane transport; L-leucine transport. The record is from RefSeq and is a predicted model, not a curated record. Lineage: Eukaryota; Metazoa; Chordata; Mammalia; Carnivora; Hyaenidae. Gene Ontology annotation, molecular function: proline:sodium symporter activity. Gene Ontology annotation, cellular component: plasma membrane.
CCCCUCUGGACCGCUCCUUCGCGGCCUCUGUCGCAGCCGCCUGGACCCGACCGUUUGGCCGCUGCCGCUGCUGCUGCUGCGGGACGCGGAAGGAGGGAGACGCGCCCGGUGGAGACACGGGUACCUAUAGAAUUGGACAUACAGAUCCAGGAUCCAUUCAAACUAUAUCACCUUGAAUCAAAGAUUUAUUUGAUACCUUCCUCCAUCUUUUAUUCAUAUCAGUUAACAUCGUUCAAAAAAAAGUUGACAAAUUUAUCAUAGGGAUUUUUAAAAAAUAAUAAUAACCAAACUUUCCAAUGCCGAAGAAUAGCAAGGUGGUGAAAAGAGAAUUAGACGAUGAAGUUAUUGAGUCUGUCAAAGACCUUCUCUCCAAUGAAGACUCAGCUGAUGAUGCUUUUAAGAAGAGUGAACUAAUUGUUGAUGUUCAGGAGGAAAAAGAUACAGAUAUUGAAGAGGAAUUGGAAGUUGAAGAUGAAAGACCAGCUUGGAACAGUAAACUACAAUACAUCCUGGCCCAAGUUGGAUUUUCUGUAGGUUUAGGAAAUGUGUGGCGAUUCCCCUAUCUGUGUCAGAAGAACGGAGGUGGUGCCUAUCUUUUGCCAUAUUUAAUACUGCUUCUGGUAAUAGGUAUUCCUCUUUUUUUCCUGGAACUUUCUGUGGGUCAAAGAAUUCGGCGAGGAAGCAUUGGUGUAUGGAAUUACAUAAGCCCUAAACUGGGUGGCAUUGGAUUUGCAAGUUGUGUAGUGUGCUUUUUUGUGGCUCUUUACUACAAUGUCAUCAUUGGCUGGAGUUUGUUUUAUUUUUCUCAGUCUUUUCAGCAACCUCUACCUUGGGAUCAAUGUCCUUUGGUGAAAAAUGCUUCACAUACUUUCGUGGAACCAGAAUGUGAAAAAAGUUCCGCCACCACCUAUUACUGGUACAGAGAAGCCCUGAAUAUUUCCAAUUCCAUUUCUGAGAGUGGGGGCUUAAACUGGAAAAUGACCGUCUGCUUGCUGGCCGCCUGGGUUGUAGUUUGCUUGGCUAUGAUCAAAGGCAUUCAAUCUUCUGGAAAAAUCAUGUAUUUUAGUUCUCUUUUCCCAUAUGUGGUACUUAUAUGCUUCCUAAUCAGAGCAUUCCUUUUAAAUGGUUCAAUUGAUGGCAUCCGCCACAUGUUUACCCCUAAGCUUGAAAUGAUGCUGGAGCCCAAGGUCUGGAGAGAAGCUGCCACCCAGGUGUUCUUUGCCUUAGGUCUGGGCUUUGGUGGCGUCAUCGCCUUUUCAAGCUACAACAAAAGAGACAACAAUUGCCACUUCGAUGCUGUCCUGGUGUCCUUCAUUAACUUUUUUACAUCUGUCCUGGCAACACUGGUGGUGUUUGCAGUUCUGGGCUUCAAAGCAAAUGUCAUAAAUGAGAAAUGCAUCGCAGAAAAUUCGAAAAUGAUCGUAAAAUUUUUGAGAAUGGGCAACAUUAGUCAGGACAUUAUUCCUCAUCAUAUCAACCUGUCAUCUGUUACUGCAGAAGAUUAUCAUUUAGUUUAUGACAUCAUUCAAAAAGUGAAAGAAGAAGAGUUUCCUGCUCUUCAUCUCAAUUCCUGCCAAAUUGAAGAUGAGCUAAAUAAAGCUGUUCAGGGCACUGGGUUAGCUUUUAUUGCCUUUACAGAAGCAAUGACACAUUUCCCUGCAUCUCCCUUUUGGUCAGUGAUGUUCUUCCUCAUGCUGGUCAAUCUAGGGCUUGGCAGCAUGUUUGGAACCAUUGAAGGGAUCAUCACACCUAUUGUGGACACUUUCAAAGUGAGGAAAGAAAUUCUUACUGUUAUCUGUUGUCUUCUGGCAUUUAUUAUUGGCCUGAUAUUUGUGCAACGUUCUGGAAAUUACUUCGUUACAAUGUUUGAUGAUUAUUCUGCUACGUUGCCUCUGCUAAUUGUAGUCAUUUUGGAGAAUAUUGCUGUUUCCUUUGUUUAUGGCAUAGAUAAGUUUAUGGAAGACCUGAAAGAUAUGCUGGGCUUUGCUCCCAACAGAUAUUACUACUAUAUGUGGAAAUAUAUUUCUCCUCUAAUGCUGUUAUCACUAUUAAUAGCUAGUGUUGUGAAUAUGGGAUUAAGUCCUCCUGGCUAUAAUGCAUGGAUUGAAGAUAAGGCAUCUGAAGAAUUCCUGAGCUAUCCACUGUGGGGAAUGAUUGUCUGCAUCUUGCUGAUGGUCCUGGCAGUGCUCCCUGUGCCAGCCGUCUUCAUCAUUCGUCGCUGCAACCUGAUAGACAAUAGUUCUGGUAAUUUAGCAUCUGUGACCUAUAAGAGAGGAAGGGUCCUGAAGGAGCCUGUAAACUUAGAGGGAGAUGAUGCAAGCCUCAUUCAUGGAAAGAUAUCCAGUGAGAUGUCAUCUCCAAAUUUUGGUAAAAAUAUUUAUCGCAAACAGAGUGGAUCACCAACUCUGGAUACUGCUCCCAAUGGACGAUAUGGAAUAGGGUACCUGAUGGCAGAUAUGCCAGAUAUGCCAGAAUCUGACUUGUAGCCAGGGGGAAAUAUCAGUGGGUUCUAUUUGGUUCAUUUGAUCAAUGAAUAUUGGCUCUACUAAGAGAAGCAUUAGGCUUCACUUAUCAGAGGGCGAUCUCAGGUGUUCUUUGGCUGUGAUCUUUAAUCCUAAGUAUAUGUAAAUUCAACUACAGCAUUCCUUCAGAUUCUUUGGUUUACAUUUGCGCAGAAAGAGUUACGGACAAAGCUUACAGUGAAUGAAGUUCAUGUUUGUCAGAAUUUUUCAAAAUACUGUUGGUGUUUUUUCAAGCAUUUCUAUCUCAAAGAAAAAAAAACAGGUGUUACCUCAGUUUGUAAUAAUUUCUGGUUUAAUAGUAUUGGCAAUUCAAAAAUGGUAUAAUUUAAAAUUUAUAAGUUUGCCUUCAGGGUAACCUCCAGUAUUACAAUGACAGUUCUGUAAGUUGGUGCCUCUAAGCACAUUUCCAUGAACAUAUUGUGUAGAUAGGCUGUACUUAUUUUGGUAGCAUUGAUACCUUCUUAGACAAUUAAUUGAAGAAAACUGCAAAAUAUUUUCUUAUGUAAUAGCUGUAUA